Messenger RNA from Diospyros lotus (date-plum), 1250 nucleotides. RefSeq names its product F-box protein At3g44326-like. The transcript has a single exon. The record is from RefSeq and is a predicted model, not a curated record. NCBI's taxonomy places the organism in Eukaryota, Viridiplantae, Streptophyta, Magnoliopsida, Ericales, Ebenaceae. Gene Ontology annotation, molecular function: protein binding. The coding region runs from base 64 to 1068 and encodes 334 amino acids.
GUCCCUUCUCAAGGAAGCUCGGCUUCAAGAUAGAGCAGAGAGAGAGAGAGAGAGAGAGAGAGAAUGGACUCUGAUUCUUCGGCCACCACUGGUGGCGGCGUAGGCACGGCAAUCUCCGCCGUCCAUGUCGACAUAAUCCAAACCCACAUAUUGACAAGGCUCGACGGCCCAACCCUCGCCUCCGCCUGUUGCGCGUCGUCCCAACUACACAUUCUCUCCCAAGACGAGAACCUUUGGCGAGACGUCUGCAACCAAACGUGGCCCUCCACCAGCGACCCCCUUCUGCGCCACCUUAUUUCUACCUUCCCGGCAGGUCACCGUUCAUUCUUCUCCGACUCCUUCUCCACCCUCCACCAUCGCCAUCGUUCACAGACCAAACGCCAACUUCCGCCGCCGCCGCCACCUUCAGAAUUAAUCUCCGCUAUCGACAUACACUACCAAGAUCAUAUUAUACUAUCCAGAAUCCACCGGACCGAGACCGUGACCGGGUGGUUCUUAUGCUCGCCUUUCCGGCUGGACCUUCUCGAACCCAAAGAGACCGUACCAACACCGAUCAAACUCGACGGAGCGAACUUAGAAGACAACCUGACUCUCAGCUGGGUGAUGAUCGAUCCAACCCAGAACCGAGCGGCGAACUUCUCCAGCAGGAGGCCGGUUUCGGUGAACCGGCACUGGCUGACUGGCGACAUAGAGGUUCGAUACUCGGUGGUCCUCGCCGGUGGCAGGAAAGGAGAGCUGGUCGUGUGCGAAGCAGUGGUAACGUGCUGUGGAAAUUCGAAGGAGGGAGGCGAAUUGCAGGUGAAGGAUGUGAGCUUUCUGAUGGAGGACAUGGAAGGGAAGAAUUUGAGAGGGCAGCAGAGCUUGGUAAUUUUGCAGGAGGCUGUGAGGAGCGGGGAGAGAAGAAAGGGGAAGAGAGGGGAAGAGAGAGAGAGGCGUGGAGAAUUCUUGAGGAUGAAAAGAGAGAGGAGAGAGAGAAAUCUGAGGAGAGAGAGGACAAUGGACAUGGCGUGCAUAGCCGCCGGAGUCGUCAUCUUCUUAGCCUGGGUGUUUGUUCUGUUAAGAAGAUAAUUAAAUUGUUAAUUGUAGUUCUUUGCUGUUAUUAUUACAGACAGUAGGAAAAUGAUAUUUUUACACAAUUUUUUUUAUUAGUAAUUAAAAUGAUAUAUAUAUAUAUAGCAGGAUUAUUUUUGUAAUUUUGAUUAAUUAUUUUAAUUUUUUUCUUAAUUAAUGAACCAGUUUUAGUUGUAUUC